GGGAGGGAGGAGGGAAAGAGAUAAGUGAUCUAAAGGGGAGACGAUAGGACAAAAAGUGAUGAUGAUGAAUACAUUGGAAAGUUUUUUGGCCCUGACGAGGGUGUCAGAUUGAAUGGCCUGUGCGCAUGUGCGAAGGUGUCCAAACUGACAAUGCUUGUGAGAUGAAGAUAGUGUUGUUGCUGCUUCUGGGCUCAAGGAGGACGAGAGGAAUCUACAAGCCGACAAGAUGAGAUCCAAGGCGAGGGCGAGGAAACUGGCCAAAAAUGACAGUGAGGCGGUAGGUAGUGUGUUUGACACAGAGCCCAGCGUGCCCAGCGGCGGGGGCGAGAGUGCGGACGAGGAGACGGAGGACGCCAUCAUGUCCCCCAUCCCCGUGGGGCCCCCCUCACCGCACCCCAACGACGAGGACUUCACCCCCAAAGAGGGCUCGCCCUACGAGGUGCCCGUCUACAUUCCAGACGACAUUCCCAUCCCCGGCAACCUGGAGCUGCGCGAGUCCUCCAUGCCCGGAGCCGGACUCGGCAUCUGGGCCAAGUGUGGCAUCGGGAUGGGCGAGCGCUUCGGACCCUACGGCACCACGUCCUGCACCAGCCUCAGAGAGACCACUUACGGAUGGGAGAUGCUGAAUGAUCAUGAAGUCUCGUCCCAAGAUGGCUGCAUCAAAAAGGUAGGACGUUCUUAACAUCCUCAUCCAACUCUCCGGGUUCUUCCAUCCGCCCUGUCCCCUCUCCCCUGUCGCUGUGUUCCUCAGGGUUCUGUCCUCAGCACCACCUGAGGCUGAAAGCAACAUGUCUUCCUUCCUGAAAUGUGUGACUGGUUCAAUGAUUUGACACACACACACACACACAGCCAACACUGCAGACACCUUGAAAGAUAUGAACAUACAGUACAUGUAGUUUCCACGAAUGAAUUAGAUUACUGGUCCUGAAACAAACCGAUUCCCUUGUUCUCUGGAAAAUGACACCUCUUGAUUUUGAAGCAUCUUGUGUUCCUU
Molecule: messenger RNA, 994 nt
Organism: Clupea harengus (Atlantic herring)
Lineage: Eukaryota; Metazoa; Chordata; Actinopteri; Clupeiformes; Clupeidae
Gene: prdm16
Product: histone-lysine N-methyltransferase PRDM16-like
Exons: 3
Coding region: 227-682 (151 amino acids)
Biological process (GO): regulation of transcription by RNA polymerase II
Cellular component (GO): nucleus
Molecular function (GO): RNA polymerase II cis-regulatory region sequence-specific DNA binding; histone H3K9 methyltransferase activity; DNA-binding transcription activator activity, RNA polymerase II-specific
Source: RefSeq, a predicted model, not a curated record